Cuculus canorus (common cuckoo) is the source of this 1284-nucleotide messenger RNA. It is a transcript of the gene SIRT2, whose product is annotated as sirtuin 2. Bases 33 to 1277 code for a protein of 414 amino acids. Gene Ontology annotation, molecular function: histone deacetylase activity, NAD-dependent; NAD+ binding. Lineage: Eukaryota; Metazoa; Chordata; Aves; Cuculiformes; Cuculidae. The transcript has 14 exons. The record is from RefSeq and is a predicted model, not a curated record.
CGGUGCAUGCUGGGAGGAGUGGCGGGACGCCCAUGGAGGACCCCGGCGGGUCCGGGAAGCAGCGGGAGGAGCCCGAGGCUCCUCCUGGUCCCGGGACCGACCCGGAGCCGCUGAGCGGUGACCGAGACCCCCCCGGGAGCGGCUCCUCCGACUCGGAGCCCGAGGACGGCGCGGCGGGCGGCUCUGACAUGGAGCUGCUGCGGCGGCUGCUGGCGCGGACGCUGGGUCUGGGGGCGGCCGAGGACGCGGAGCCCGAGCGGCGCCUGGAGGAGCUGACGCUGCGCGGAGUCGGGCGCUUCCUGAGCGGGGGACGCUGUAAGAAGGUGCUGUGCAUGGUGGGCGCCGGCAUCUCUACCUCCGCGGGGAUCCCCGAUUUCCGCUCGCCUGGCACCGGUCUCUACGCCAACCUGGGCAGCUACGACCUCCCCUACCCCGAAGCCAUCUUCGAGAUCGGCUUUUUCAAGGAGCACCCGGAGCCGUUCUUCGCUCUCGCCCGCGAGCUCUUCCCUGGGCAAUUCAAGCCCACCGUCUGCCACUAUUUCAUGCGGCUGCUGCAGGACAAGGGGCUGCUGCUGCGCUGCUACACACAGAACAUCGAUGCCCUGGAGCGCGUGGCAGGGUUGGAUCCUGAGCGCCUGGUGGAAGCUCAUGGCACCUUCGUCACCUCCCGCUGCCUCGAGCCCUCGUGCCGCCAAUCUUACACUCUACGCUGGAUGAAAGAGCGGAUUUUCUCCUCUCUCGUCCCCAGAUGCGAGAAAUGCGAGAGCGUUGUGAAACCCGACAUCGUCUUUUUUGGGGAGAACCUCCCCCAGCGCUUCUUUUCCCUCCUACAAGCGGAUUUCCCGCAAGCCGACCUGCUCCUCAUCAUGGGAACAUCCCUACAGGUCCAACCCUUCGCUUCGCUCGUUGGAAGGGUCCCCCCAAGCACCCCACGACUCCUCAUCAACAAGGAGAAAACCGGGCAGGGAGACCCUCUACUGUCUCUCAUGGGUUUGGGCGGUGGGAUGGACUUCGACUCCGACAAAGCCUACAGGGACGUGGCGUGGCUGGGGGAGUGCGACGCUGGGUGCCGGGCGCUGGCUGAGCUGCUGGGAUGGAAGGAGGAGCUGGAGGCACUGGUGGAGUCGGAGCACGCGGCCAUCGACGCCAGAACUGAGGGGGACCCCUGGGCCCCCCCCAAGGCAAAAGGGGGGAGGGACAGCCAGGACCCUCCCCCCAAAAUCAAGGGGGAUGUUGGGGACCCCCCCAGCGCAGAAGGGGGGGCACCCCCACAUUAAACUGGUU